Messenger RNA from Synchiropus splendidus (mandarinfish), 3155 nucleotides. RefSeq names its product trafficking protein particle complex subunit 14 (gene trappc14). The transcript has 12 exons. Gene Ontology annotation, molecular function: alpha-tubulin binding. Gene Ontology annotation, cellular component: TRAPPII protein complex. NCBI's taxonomy places the organism in Eukaryota, Metazoa, Chordata, Actinopteri, Syngnathiformes, Callionymidae. Gene Ontology annotation, biological process: cilium assembly. The record is from RefSeq and is a predicted model, not a curated record. Bases 264 to 1952 code for a protein of 562 amino acids.
AUUGAUUGGUUUGGUCUGGCCGAGAGCGGCUACCGUAGCCCUGCUAACUGUGUUGCUACUUACCGCCUCCAGUGAAAGGAAGUGUGACAGAUGCGCUCGCAUCCAUGCAACCGUUCUGCUUCGAUACAGUGGGGUGAUGGGAGCCGGUAGGACAUGGAGUCAUGACGGGUGAUAGGACUGAGCUCUGAGGGACUUCCGGAAUGCGGAGCUUCGGUUUGUUUACAUGCCUUCAGGUAGCAGGUCGUUAGUCCCAUCCCGGAACAAUGGCGUCUGAGUGCGAGUACUUCAUUUACUUUCCUGCCGCUCCGACAGCCGACCUGUCUGACCCGACGACUUUCAAGACACUUCCUCGAAAAAAGCACUUCUACCUGGGCGAGGAGGUGCAGUUUCUUCUCGUGCUGAGGUUCCGGAAGGUAGCGGGGGACGUGUGUGGGGGCGUUCCUUGCCAGCUGGGCUCCCUCGCCGCCGUGACGAGCGUGUGCGCCACCGAGUGCUGGCAGCAGCCGAGACCCGUGGAGUCACAAGUUGAGAGUUGCUGCAGCGACGAGGAGGAAUAUGACGCCGAACAAGGAGGCGAGAAUCAGGGAGGGAAGCUGGACACGGGGGCUUUCACCCGCUGCAGCCCGGUCAACAUCCACAGCAGCCCUGCCUCUGAAGGAGGACGGUUGAGCUCGGAGGAACCGGUGAAGUCUGUGCAGUUAUUGGACAAAGAGGUCGUCUUUUGUCUCACGGCAUCUUUGGAUAAACUGCCAGUCAACACACUCAAGGCCAAGAUAGUGGUGACUGUGUGGGAGCAGGAAGACGAGCAGGCACAUGAAAGGGAACAGGACUACCUGACUCUGCUGCAGGUUUCUCCACCAUCUCAAAUUUUCAAACAGGAUCUGAGCACCUUUAAGGCUCAAGUGAGCACCGUUUUGAAAGUCCUUCCACCUCCAAGUGUCCACUGCCAACAACUAACGGUAUCUGGAAAACACAUGACCGUCCUCAAAGUUCUGAACUGCAGCUCCGAGGAGGACGUUUGUGUUCAAGAUGUGAAGAUCAUUCCCAACUACAACCUAUCCUACCUCCCGAUGAUGCCGGACGGUUCUGUCCUCAUAGUGGACAAUGUUUGCCAUCAAUCUGCGGAGGUCACCAUGGCUUCCUUCUGCCGAGUGAUGAGUGAAUCAUCACGUUUACCCAGCAUGCUCAGCUCCCUGGAGGAACAGAACUUCUUAUUCCAGCUGCAGCUGCAAGAUAAAGAUGAGGAAGACUCCAGUGAGGGUUUGGAGGUCCCGUUGGUCGCCGUGGUGCAGUGGUUCACGCUGAAGCAGCCUUGCAAAAGGUUUAUCUCGACCAGCUACUCGCUGCCCAGUAUCCGCCUGGACCGUCCUCGGCUGAUCAUGACCGCCUCCUGUCCCAGAUCAGUCCGACCGCUGGAGCCCUUUUGGGUCAAGUACACGUUGCUGAACAACCUGCAGGAUUUCCUGGCUGUGCGUCUGAUCUGGAAUUCUUUGGCAGAGUCAGGCUCAGUGGUGUGUAGGUCGCCUCACAACAACCUGGGGUGUUGUCGGAAGGGUUCCAGCAUCUCCUUCACCGUUGCUUUUCAGAUCCUGCAGUGUGGACUCUUUGAGUUGAGUCAGAGCAUGAAGUUGAAGCUUCAGUUCUCUGCCUGCGUGUCGCCUCCCCCUCCUCCCUCUUCGUCACCUUCUUCUGUCUCAUCACCCAGCCCUGCUGCCAGGGAGCUGAUGGAGAAACAAGCUGUUGGUCGCUCCCACAGCUUCUCCCACCAGAUGCCGUCCAGGUCACACCAUGUCAGAUCCGGCAGUAUGAUGGAUCGACUUGCCAUCACUCCACCUGUGGUAUCUCCGGUGACCAGAGGCCUUUUCCUGCCACCAGAGAACCCCACCCUCCCGCUGGACAAGAUAGCCAAGCGCGAGUGUAAGGUCCUGGUCCUGGAUCCCAGCUGCAGAUGACCUGCAGUGAGAGACUUCCGCCUGAAAAAGGCUUUUUGACAGACAUGAGGUGGUCAGACCUCCAGAGUUCCACCAGAAAAGAGGUGGACCUCGCGCUUGGGAAAAGUCAUUCCAUUUCAAUGGGCAAUGUUGGUGCAUUGUCAAGUGUCCGAAAAGCAAGAGAAGCGGUGUGGUGGUGGAUCGAGCAAGACGCUGGGGAAAAGGGGAACAAUCAGCAAGUGCAGCUCAUAGGUUUGAAUUCUUUGGUGUUUCAAAGUUUACAUUUCUCCCACUUAACCCGUGAAACAAUCACUUCAGUAGCAAUCUCCGAAAUGCCACACACUGGAAUCUCCUUCUACUUGAAGCAUUGUUCAUGUCAGGGCCCAACGUGACAUCAGUGUUGCUAGCACAACCUUGUGUCUGAAGACUGUCAGACAUUACUGGAAGUAGCAAAAGAAAAUAUAGACAAAUAGGAACGUUGACAUUUCUUUUUUAGAGGUUAAUGCUUGACCAUGUGACUGUAUCUUGGUGUCACUUCACUGCCGUGUUUGAUUAAAACGCCAAAAUAUUGGCAAGAGAUUUAACUGAGACUAGUGCUGUUCUGUAUUUGCCAUGGGAAUGUGAAACAGUCUGAACACUGAUUGUAUGGAAGUGGGUUGGUGCUUUAUUUCUGCUGGUCUUUGAAUGUUAUUUGGUUUGUUUGCUGCACUCUCAUCAUUUCUCUCCAGCUGUGGUCGUCUAAUCAUUUCAGAAGUCGCAUGAUCUGUACUUCAGUCUGACACUUUCACUCAUUUCACUUGAUGGAGGUACAAUAAUACUGUUGACAUCACCAUAGAUUCCUGCUAUUCAACAGCCCAGGUUCUUUUAUGCCAGUUGUGCAGCCUGAAUUCCAUUGAGCAAAUUCUCAAUUGCAACACUCCACUGUGUUCCAAAGUGAACACGUAGUUGUACUGCAUAGCAGCACUUACUGUUUGUGAUGCCAUUUUGCUUAAGCUGCACUUUUAUUGCUGUAAUAUUUAAGGGGAACAGUUGGAUUCCAAAUGUGGGACAUGCGCUCUUAUAUCUGAGCCUUUUGAUAAUUCCUGUGCUAGAAGCACAAGCUGUUUACGGUGUUGAGAAACUGACUGCUACUCAGAUUGGAUUCAGUUGCUGUGACAGCCUAAAUCUGUGACCAAGCUUGUUUUUGAAUGUGAAAAAUGGGAACAUAUGUCGAUUAAAAGUAUU